ACCGUCUUCUUCGUGCUCUGCCCCUCCGUCCUGGUGCAGCUCACCCUCAUCUUCGUGCACCGCGACCUCAGCCGCGACCGCCCCCUCGUCCUGCUCAUGCACCUGCUCCAGCUCGGGCCCAUCAUCAGGUGCAUGGAGGCCCUGGUGGUGUACUGCUGGUCGGGGAAGGAGGAGGAGCCCUAUGUUACCAUCACCCGCAAGCGGCGGCUGCGGAAAGGCUACGAGGUGGAGAUGGAGCAGGAGGUGGGCCACUCGGUGCGCCGGCUGGCCACGCACCGCAAUGCCUUCAAGCGCAUGGCGGUCAUCCAGGCAUUCCUGGGCUCCACCCCACAGCUAACCCUCCAGCUCUACAUCAGCAUCCUGGAGAAGUACGUCCCUGCUGCCCGAGCCGUCCUCAUGGGCAUUUGCCUGGUGUCGGUCACCUACGGGGCGCUCGUCUGCAACAUCCUGGCUAUCCAGGUCAAGUAUGAUGACUACAAGGUCCAGCUGCGGCCGCUGGCCUUCCUCUGCAUUGUGCUGUGGCGCAGCCUGGAGAUCUCUACCCGCGUGGCCGUCCUCGUGCUCUUCAGCACUGUCUUCAAGCACUGGAUCAUCCCCAUCGCCCUGGCCAACCUGCUGGUGGUCUUCUUCUUGCCCUGGGUGCAGUUCUGGCGGAGCGGCACCCGCCUGCCUGACAACAUAGAGAAGAACUUCAGCCGGGUGGGCACGGUGGUGGUGCUCUGUGCCUUCACCCUCCUCUACGCCAGCAUCAACAUGUUCUGCUGGUCGGCCGUUCAGCUCAAGCUGGCUGACCGGGACCUCAUUGACAAGUCGCAGAACUGGGGCCGCCUGGCCGUGUACUACAUGGCCCGGCUGGCGGAGAACACGGCCCUCGUCAUCCUCUGGUACUUCUUCAAGACGGAUGUCUACGAGAACAUCUGCACCCCACUGCUGGUGGUGCAGCUGCUCCUCGGCUACUGCCUGGGCAUCUACUUCAUGCUCCUCUUCUUCCAGUACCUGCACCCCUGCCGCCAGCUCUUCCGGCACAAUGUCGCCGACUUCCUGCACUGCGUCUGCUGCCGCCAGCACCUGCCGGGGACUCCUCUGCACCUCCAGGCGCCCCACGAGCCCGGCGUGAGGCACAGCAUUGUCUGAGGCACGGCCAGCACUCGGCUUCUCCAGCCAGCUACGGGGACGGGCAGCGCCGGGCUGCGCCGGCAGCCAGAGGGGGCUUGCGGCACAAGCUGUGCCAGAGGCAAGCGCUUCCUGGCCCUGCAGUGGCAGCAGGUCCCACUGCGUCCCUGCGGUGGCAGGGGGACAGGAGCGUGCCCGCCUGCCCAGGACCACACGUAUGGACAUGAAGGACUUAAGGGGUCCCCAAACCGCCUGCCGCUGCAAGCCGGCUGCUGUGCAGUGCACAGCUCCUGGGGUGCCCCGACACUCUCGCCCGCCCACUAUGGUACAUAUGGUGACCUCGGGGUGACCGGUGGCGGCGGGACUGUUUUAAGCAGUAAAGAAACUUUGCUGUGGC
Messenger RNA from Aptenodytes forsteri (emperor penguin), 1510 nucleotides. It is a transcript of the gene XKRX, whose product is annotated as XK related, X-linked. NCBI's taxonomy places the organism in Eukaryota, Metazoa, Chordata, Aves, Sphenisciformes, Spheniscidae. The record is from RefSeq and is a predicted model, not a curated record. The transcript is spliced from 3 exons. The coding region runs from base 97 to 1134 and encodes 345 amino acids. Gene Ontology annotation, cellular component: membrane.